Molecule: messenger RNA, 1218 nt
Organism: Carlito syrichta (Philippine tarsier)
Lineage: Eukaryota; Metazoa; Chordata; Mammalia; Primates; Tarsiidae
Product: cytochrome b5 domain-containing protein 1
Exons: 4
Coding region: 165-851 (228 amino acids)
Source: RefSeq, a predicted model, not a curated record
UUUAAUCUCAGCGGACGGUGGCCGAAAAAGGACAAUGGUUUCCAUGUCAGCGGAUAAACGCGCUCCCCUCGCUCCUGGACGAGAGGGAAGACGUAGGAGUGAGGAGUGUGUGCUGAGGAGCCAGGAAGCUACUUACGGAGCCGGUGACCGACAGAGCAAGAGCUAUGCCGCGCCGGGGCUUAGUGGCUGGGCCAGAUUUUGAGCAUUUCCAGCGUCGCUAUUUCACGCCAGCGGAGGUGGCCCAACAUAACCAGCCCGAAGACCUCUGGGUGUCUUACCUGGGAUUCGUGUACGACCUGACGCCACUGGCACAGGAAUACAAGGGGAACCUGCUGCUGAAACCUAUCGUGGAAGUCGCGGGCCAGGACAUCAGCCACUGGUUUGAUCCGAGGACCAAAGACAUCCGCAAGCACAUAGAUCCGCUGACUGGCUGCCUGAGGUACCGCACCCCGCGGGGCCGCUUUCUGCACGUUCCGCCUCAGCUGCCGCGUUCGGACUGGGCCAGCGAUUUCGGGAAGCCCUGGUGGCAGGAGUCGUAUUAUGAGGUGGGGCGGCUGUCUGCCAAGACCCGGAACAUCCGCAUCAUUAACACGCUCACGUCGCAGGAGCACACAUUGGAGGUGGGGGUUCUGGAGUCAAUGUGGGAAAUACUACACCGCUAUCUCCCCUAUAACGCACAUGCUGCCAGCUACACGUGGAAAUUUGAAGGGAAGAACCUGAACAUGGAUUAUACCCUGGAAGAAAAUGGGAUCCGGGAUGAGGAGGAAGAAUUUGACUAUCUCAAUAUGGAUGGUACACUCCACACACCUGCAAUACUACUCUACUUCAAUGAUGACCUCACAGAGUUUUAGGAAAGGAGAUGUAUGCUUAUGUAGACUCAAGCAUAUUUUGAGUUUGGCUUUUUCUGUGCUUUGAGGAAAAGAGGUGGGGCUGGGGAGUGCCUGGACCUAGACCUCUAUUCCCCUCUGGGAACUGGCCUGUGGUUCCAAUGCCCUUCUGAAUUAUAAAGGUCUUAUUCCCCCACCCUCAUUACAACUUACUCUGAGAAAAUUAGGGAGAAUGCUAGAAGUGAAUUAACUAAUCUUUAGGAAUGAUACAAGAAGAUCAAGUAUCUUAGAUUAGGGAGAUGUAGAAGAGGAUAGUCAGAAUUCAGACAGAACUAUUAGUGAGAGAAAGAGAAGUCCUACAGAGAUGAGGGAUGGAAGAACUUUUUUGGCA